This is a messenger RNA of Drechmeria coniospora, 4383 nucleotides long. RefSeq names its product DDHD domain protein. Gene Ontology annotation, molecular function: metal ion binding; NAD(P)H oxidase H2O2-forming activity; kynurenine 3-monooxygenase activity. The transcript has 7 exons. Gene Ontology annotation, biological process: L-tryptophan catabolic process; quinolinate biosynthetic process; NAD+ metabolic process. The record is from RefSeq and is a predicted model, not a curated record. NCBI's taxonomy places the organism in Eukaryota, Fungi, Ascomycota, Sordariomycetes, Hypocreales, Ophiocordycipitaceae. Gene Ontology annotation, cellular component: mitochondrial outer membrane. Bases 1 to 4383 code for a protein of 1460 amino acids.
AUGGAGACGCCGCAAAAGACCGUCAUCGUCGGCGCCGGGCCGGUUGGCUCGCUGGCGGCGUUAUAUGCCGCUCAGAGAGGCCAUCAGGUCGAGGUCUAUGAGCUGCGACCAGAUUUGCGAAAUCCCGGCAUCAUCCCGCUCAACUUUACAAAAUCCAUCAACCUCGCCGUCUCGGAGCGCGGUAUCAACGCCAUGCGGCUCGCCGGCCACCCAACAUUGCUCCAGUCCGUCAUGGACCGCACCGUCCCCAUGCACGCUCGUAUGAUACACGGCAGAGGGCCGACGGGGGCGCCGUACGAACAUUCGCAGAGCUACGAUGCCAGAGGCCGAGCGAUAUACGCCAUCGAUCGCUCAGGACUAAACUCGAUUCUUCUUGACCAUCUCGACUCGAUGCCCAACGUCAAACUAUUCUUCAACCAUAAGCUUACCGGUGCAGAUUUUCGCCAAUGUCGCGCCUGGUUCGAGGCUCAUGACACGGCCUUGGGUGUCAACGGUCGCCCCAAGGAGAUCGAAAUCACCUUUGACCUCAUGAUGGGCGCCGACGGUGCGCAUUCGGCCGUUCGGUACCACAUGAUGAAGUUCUCCCGCAUGGAUUACCAGCAAGAGUACAUCGAUACGCUUUGGUGCGAGUUCCAGCUGAGCCCGCGACGGGAAACGGGUGGUCCGUGGGGCGAAUACCAGAUAUCGCCGAAUCACCUGCACAUCUGGCCGGCCAACGACUUCAUGUUCAUCGCCAUCCCGAGUGAGGACGGGUCCUUCACCUGCACCUUGUUCCUUCCAAGCAAGCAGUUUGCCGACUUGGAGAGGGACCCGACCAGCUUGCCGGCCUUUUUCGACGAGCACUUCUCGGGUGUCACCGACCUGAUUCCCAGCGAAACUCUCAUCUCGUCCUUCGAGGAGAACCCCCACCUUCCGUUGAUCAGCCUCAAGUGUCGGCCCUACCACCACGGCUCUUCGGGUGUCAUCAUCGGGGACGCAGCCCAUGCCAUGGUGCCUUUCUACGGUCAGGGCAUGAAUGCGGGCAUGGAAGAUGUACGCAUACUCUUUUCCAUCAUGGACAAGCAUGCCGAGGCUUUGGCUGAGUACUCCCAAUUUCGCGCGGCUGACUCGCAUGCCAUCAACGACCUGGCGCUGCAAAAUUAUGUCGAGAUGCGGUCAUCCGUCCUCUCGAGACGGUAUCGACUUCGCAAGUUCCUCGAGGAGUUUAUGAGUGUGAAUUUUCCUCAGCUUGGCUGGCACACCAAAUAUGCGAGAAUUAGCUUCAGCAACGAAGGCUACGCUACAAUUGUGCGACAAAAUUCCCAUUGCCCCCCGAUGAACAACCCCCCGCAGCACACCUUUGGUGCCAAGUGUCGGCUCGCCCAUAUCCCUCGCCGCCUCAGCAUCACUGACACGCCCCCGGUUCAAGCCCAGUUUUUCUACGCAUCCUCUGUCCCCAUUGACGAACCCCUUUCUGCGCGACUCGCAAGUACUACAUUGGAUUCAAAGUCGGCAAGGUGCCAGUCACGUCCGUUUAACAAUGGCGAUAACAACGAUCUGGAGAAGGCCUGGCUGACGCUCUUCUCUGACGCUGCCUGCCAACAGCAUGACGCCGUCUUGACAGCCCAUCGUGUGCCGUCCGCCACUUCGCAAUGUGCCAUGGAUAUGAAAUCUCGGCUCGUCCAGAAACUGGCAGCUCACCAUGAUACCAAAAACCUUGAUCCGUCCAGAAGUGCAGCCUCGGCCUCCUCAUCCGAUGCUCUGCCCUCAUCUGCUACCGACUGUAGCAUCGACCUCCUUCUGAACGUGUCACUCGAGCUGCAGAGCAAUAUUUGUAGCCUUUUAAGAAAAUACACACCAGAGCUGAGCAUCGAAAAUAUUGCCCAGGAAGUUGUCGCAGCCAGAGGUAGCCGGACCAAGACCGCAUCCGUCGUUGCCGCCGAAUCACCAGCUGGGCCAUGCUCGUCAAGCACCGACCCUGGCGGAAUCCACGAUCCUACCAGUUCCCCCCUCAGGCCUAAUUCAUCGGGGGACAGAGGCAGUGAGAAUACACACCAAUCAAUGAAUGAUGUGGCCGAUGGCAACCGAAGCCGUCAAAGAGUAGCAUUGCAACUGAAAGAUAGUUCGCCUCGCAUGCAAAAGCUACCCAGUCCUCGAGGACACAUCCGCACCCCGGUGAGGGGCCCUGAUGGCGAUACGGGCAACCCUUUGGUGCGCGCUGGCGCUGUUGGUAUAUCGCCAUCUACUUCAGCUAGCGUUCCACGUAACGACGGUGCACCCAAGGAAACGCUCGCUCCCUGCGGCGGACACGGAAAUAACGACGUACCGGUUGUCCACAGUGAACCUGGGAUGGAGGUGGACGAUCCCUCAUUCGCUCCUUGCGACCAAGAAGACGCCCUAGGCAUCGUGGUUGGCGUAUCUCGGCUGCACAAAGUCAUUCUCCCACUGCUUCAGAUGAAGCCCAUAUAUUGGUCUCCAGUCAACGAUAUCGCCGUCGUGAUGAGAGCUACAUGGUUUUUCAGAGACACGAUGCUACCUGUCAACCCAGUUGUCGCGAACCAGCUAGAGGCUGGAUACUGCGAGUUGCGCCCAUGGACGGAGACUUGGAGAGAUGAAGUACGAUGCGCAAUUGAGGUCGGUCCAUUAGGCGAGGAGAAGGUCUCGCAUUGGCUAUGGCCUCAGGACUCCAACAAUGGAUUGUACAGGAACAAGAAAGGCAGUUUUGAACCUCCCAUUCCAUCUGAUCCAUGCUGUGCCGCACGUUGCUUCCAAGGCGAUGCCGCGGCACAAGGGUCCAUCGAAUCUCUUCUCGAGGGACCAGCCGUGGCCAAGGAACUGCCAAACCGUCUCUUUUCUAACCACCACGUAAUUUACAAGGACCAGACUCACGCUUUUCUUCUGAAACCCAGCCUCAAGCCGUCGGCCUAUUAUGGAAGACGACCUCUUCUUAAGAUCAUGAAUGGGUCUACGGUCGGUGUUCCCGUCGUCAGGGGCUUCAGCCGCCGUACCUGGGAACGCGUUCAUGGCGGACGACAGACGCGUCAUCAGAAUGAGCCGCCUUCGCUUGCGUCUGCAGAAUCCCAACAGAACGCCGGCUCGGGUGAUUGCCCGGCAUGCGAGGCUGAAAACGAACGCGGCCAAGUCACCGACCUUGUUCUUGUUGCUCAUGGCAUCGGACAAAAAAUUGCCGAGAGGGUGGAGAGCUUCCACUUCACACAUGCCAUCAAUGGCUUUCGGCGAGCUGUGAAUCUUGAGCUGACAAAUCCCAUCGUUCGACAGAUUCUUCGACAAGAUCAGAAUGGCCUCAUGAUAUUACCUCUCAACUGGAGAACCGGACUGUCAUUUGAAGAUGGCCGCGCUGGCAAUGCUGAAGGCAGAGCCUCCAGCGUUGCCGAAUCGUUUGCUCUGAAAGACAUCGAACCCACCACCAUACCGGCCGUCCGCAGCUUGAUUUCAGAUGUCAUGUUCGAUAUUCCAUUCUACAUGUCCCACCACAAAAACAAGAUGAUCAAGGCUCUCGUCCUUGAGGCGAACAGGGUAUAUCGUCUAUGGUGUCGAAACAAUCCAGGGUUUGCCCAUCGGGGACGAGUUCACCUCAUUGCCCAUUCUCUUGGAAGCGCCAUGGCACUUGAUGUCCUUUCUCGGCAGCCCACGACGGUCCCCAGCCUCGACUUGAACAAUGACGAAGCCGAGGCACGCUUCUUCGAAUUCGACACGAAGAACUUGUUUCUCCUCGGCAGCCCAGCCGGAUUUUUCCUUCUCCUCGAACAUGGAGCACUCCUGCCUCGACGUGAGCGCCGCAAGCCGGGCGCUGACCCGGACGAUGUUGCAAACGAAAGUGUUGUCGGAGAAGCAGGACAAUUUGGCUGCCUCGCAGUGGACAACGUGUACAAUGUUCUUGCCAAGGAGGACCCCAUUGCAUACCUUCUGAACGGGGCCGUCGAUCCCACGUAUUCUGCUAGCCUCAAAGUUGCUUAUGUCCCCGGCACGUCCCAAUCUAUUUUCAAGUCGUUAGGAGAAGCUGUGCGUCAGGUUGUGCCUGGCAUGGCGCCAUCCACAAACGCAUUCGCUUUGAAGCAGGAGCCAAUCCCCACGCUUCGCCUCCCCUCCCAACUGGAGCUGGAAGUUCACAAUUUCAGCCGCGAGGAGAUUGCCGAGAAAAAGGCCUUUCUGCUCAAUGAUAACGGGCAGAUAGACUGGUUUCUGAGGUCUGGUGGGGGCCCACUCGAGAUUCAGUAUCUUAACAUGUUGAGCGCGCACACGAGCUACUGGACCAACCUAGAUUUCAUUCGCAUGCUUUGCAUUGAGAUUGGGAGAAAGCCCGGCAAAGCGAACACGCUACCAGCUAUGAGGGUUGUCAAAGCAAAACGACGCUUUGCCCCAAGAAAUCAGGGGUUGGGAUAG